Messenger RNA from Candoia aspera, 4481 nucleotides. It is a transcript of the gene CILK1, whose product is annotated as ciliogenesis associated kinase 1. Gene Ontology annotation, cellular component: cilium; cytoplasm; nucleus. The record is from RefSeq and is a predicted model, not a curated record. Gene Ontology annotation, molecular function: ATP binding; protein serine/threonine kinase activity. Bases 351 to 2237 code for a protein of 628 amino acids. The transcript has 14 exons. NCBI's taxonomy places the organism in Eukaryota, Metazoa, Chordata, Lepidosauria, Squamata, Candoiidae. Gene Ontology annotation, biological process: intracellular signal transduction; intraciliary transport; cilium assembly.
UGCUGAGUUGCUUUCACCAGGGAAAGAUCCUGGUUGUCCUCCAAUGUGGCUGUAUUUUCCUUUUGUGUAUGCAUUUUUCCUUUGGGCGGAAAUAUCCUCCUUGCCCGUCUGAAUGCACUGAAUCCUUCUCAGCUUUGUCUUCCAUCUGAUGGAAGAAUCUACAGCUUCUGUUAGCACGACCAAAAGACAAUCCCUGAAAAUAUGAGCUUGGCAACAUUCACAAAGUCCUGGAUACUUUGGGGUUCUGCUGCCAUUGGAAAAACUGGCUUCACUCUGAGGGGAAAUGCUUCAUCUGCAGUAAAGACCAUGCCAAGGACUGAAAUGAGAUUGCAUUCUGGAGAAUCCCUAUUAUGAAUCGAUACACAACUAUCAAACAGCUGGGAGAUGGGACAUAUGGCUCUGUCCUCCUAGGAAGAAGUAUUGAGUCAGGAGAGCUGAUUGCCAUUAAGAGGAUGAAGAGGAAAUUUUAUUCCUGGGAGGAAUGCAUGAAUCUUCGUGAAGUCAAGUCCUUGAAGAAACUCAGCCAUGCCAAUGUAGUGAAACUAAAAGAAGUUAUCAGAGAAAAUGAUAAUCUGUACUUUGUAUUUGAGUAUAUGAAGGAAAACCUUUAUCAGUUAAUGAAAGAAAGGAACAAAUUGUUUCCAGAAUCCACUGUCAGGAAUAUUAUGUAUCAGAUUCUUCAAGGUCUUGCAUUCAUCCAUAAACACGGUUUUUUUCAUAGGGACUUGAAACCUGAGAAUCUCCUUUGCAUGGGACCAGAACUUGUGAAAAUAGCGGAUUUUGGGCUUGCACGUGAAAUUAGAUCCAGACCUCCCUACACAGACUACGUAUCUACACGGUGGUACAGAGCUCCUGAAGUGCUCUUGAGAUCCACUAACUACAGUUCUCCCAUUGAUAUCUGGGCUGUUGGUUGCAUCAUGGCAGAAGUUUACACACUCAGGCCACUCUUUCCAGGGGCCAGUGAAAUCGAUACUAUUUUCAAAAUUUGCCAAGUACUGGGAACGCCAAAAAAGAAUGACUGGCCUGAAGGCUACCAGCUCGCAGGCACCAUGCAUUUCCGGUGGCCCCAAUGUGUACCAAAUAACCUAAAGACCCUCAUCCCUAAUGCAAGCAGCGAGGCCAUACAGCUCAUGAGAGACAUGCUGCAAUGGGACCCCAAAAAGCGGCCAACUGCCAGCCAGGCACUUCGAUAUCCUUACUUCCAGGUUGGCCAGGCACUGGGCCCUUCUCAGUGUAUUCGGGAGUUGGGAAAGCAACAGCGAGACACUCCUGACAAAGCCCAAAACCACCUUAAGCCCAUUCCACCAGCAGCACCUCCACCCAAAGCACAGAUUGGCCUCUCAUUGAGACCAUGUCAGCAGAGCCAUUCCUCCCAGUCCCUGACCUGCCCAUUCAAAACAGACUCCUCAGUGAGUGACCACUUAAAGGAAGACAAGCCAAGCCAGGUGGCCUUGCCAGAAAUUCACACCAAACUUGCUCAGCAGAGAACCGCCAUUGCAACAGAAAAGGCCAAUGGUAAUCUCAAACCAAAGAACCGACAUAAAUGGGGCCACAUUACUGGAACACUAAAGAGUUCUGAGGAGGGGGAUCAUUUGGAAAAGAGUGAUAGGAAUUUGUCCCUCAGCAGAACUGAUUUUAAAAACAAAGGGCAGAGUGAUGAAACUCUUUGUAGAUUUGAAAGUGUUUUGGAUCUGAAACCUUCAGCCUGCGUAGGGACUGGAAACAGUUCACCUUCCUAUCUUCAACAGGACAUGCCAGCAUACCAAGUUUCUGUAGCCAAACAACAUUACUUGAAACAUUCUAGGUAUUUACCUGGAAUAAGCACAAGAAAUAAUUUGAUCUCCAGUUCAAGCAAAGAUUCUGUUCUACCUAAUCCAUGGCCAAGUUCUAGUUUGCCUAGAAAGACGUCAGCAACAGCAGGUGGGAUAACCAGGCUGAACACCAGUAAGAAGUACUGCACAGGAUCAAGUGGACUAACGGGUGCUUAUGUCCCUUCCUUUCUGAAAAAAGAAGUUGGCUCUGCUGGCCAGAGAGUGCAGUUGGCACCAAUUCUUGAUCCAUCUCCUGCAGACUCUUCUUCUCAAUACAGUUCUCUGAAGACUAUCCGACCUCAUAUUGGGAGGCCAUCAUUUAAUAUGUCCAUGAAAAGCACACCAGGGUUGCUGCCACCCCCACCUCCUGUUCAACCAGUUCAUGGAAGGAUUGACUGGUCUUCAAAAUAUGCUGCUCACCGCUGAAUUAUGGAGUUGGGGCAUGCACUUCAUGACACUAGCUAAACAUCCAAUCUCCUGCAACAUUUCUCCUGUCCAUAUUUUCUAUGACCAAGAUAUUUCAGGACCUUUUAAGAGAGUUUACUUUUUAGUUGUAUGUAUUUGAAUGCAAACUUGUAACUUUUUAAUUGUUUUUAUUUUAUGAUUGAGGCAUUUAUUUUCAUAGGACCAAUGCACAUUUGUAUAUCAGCAUAGAAUUGUGGAUUUUGGGGGUGGGGUAUUCUGGGGGCUUUUUUAAAUGAUAAUCUUUGAAAUUCAGUUUUUAGAAAGAAAUGUUUUUUUUCUUUUUUGACCACAUUUUUAUAUACCUGUAAGUAAUAAAUGUAGAAACAAGUCAGUAUUUAAUAAGAUACACUUAAUAAUGACAUUUACCAAAUAUUCUAUAAGUUAAGUUCUGAAUAUGGUAUGUAGGGCAAAUAGCCCAUUGAGUAUCUACAUUCUUCUGUUAGCUCCAUAACUGAAUAGCCACAAUAAUGGUACUAAACGUGACUUUCCUGUAGUAGAAUGAAUUGGGCAUUUUGUCUUUUAUAUGACUGGGAAUUAUUAGGGUCGGUGUAUAAAAUCAGCAGAGCAGAAUUUUGACCCAGAUUGUACAAUUUUAGGAUAUAAGGGGUAAAAUAUAUGUUUGGCAGGGAAAAAGGCAUUUGCGGUAAUUAUAUUCUGUACAGUAUUUGGUAUCAUACCUCUAUGGAAAUCUACAUUUCCAUAGAAGCAUUACAUACACGGUUCUGCUGGUUAAGUAAACUGAUAAUGGAAGCGAGAUACUAGCGCAGUCGUGUAUGAGGACGGCCACAAUCUGACCUCAUGCCAUUUCAUACUUAACACUAGCUUCUUUUCACAGUGAAAACUAAAUUUAUUGUAGGGUAUCCUGCUUCAGUUGCAAGCAGUAUGUUUUGUAGGGUAGUAAGUCCUUGGAAAAUAUUUAAAGCAAUAUUAAGUAUGACAAAGCUGGGUUUGUAGAGUAAUAUAAUGAAGUAAUAAAGUAUUAAACACCAGCAGCAGCAUCUGAGUUGAUGGUUUUUAUAUAUUCUUAGCCUACAUUUUAUUUUUAAUUCCUUAGCUUUUCUUUUCCCAAAUGCAAUUUUAUUGGUUCAGUAUAAAGUUGGUAGAAAAAUUACCUUUCAUAUAAUUAGAGGCUUACUUUCAGGAAUAAGUUGACAUUGCCUGUUUUUAAUAAUAUAAUUUUAGGACUAAGUUUCACUCCUCCUAGAAAUCAACAUAAAAUUUUUGUAGACAGAAAUGGAAAGAUCAGAGCUCUGGGAUGGAAAAAGGCAUUAAAAUCUACAGUGCAUUGUUUUAAAGAAAAAAACCCAGUUGUUGAAAUUCAGUAGCCCUAUCUCUUUUUCUUCUUAUGCAGAAAAAAAAUGGAAGAAUUAAAUUCUAUGCAUUUCAAUUCACAGAGAAGGCUCAAGGCCGUAUCUUCUCAGGGAGAAAUAAUAACCCCAGACAAGCAUUUCCGUUAAGUCUCGGAGGUAACACCCUCAUCUCUCUCUCAGUGUUGUUUUCUGGACAACCCAGUCUGUUAUAUGUUGUUUGCUUCCUCUCUUUUUCAUAAAGCAAACGCUGUAAAGGGAAAAGCUACCGCUCAUAUAUGUUAACUUCUCCAUGUUAGGACUAAUUUAGUUCAAUGGCUGACAAGGUAUCCGUCUUUGGUGCUGGAUCCGAGAUCUCCAGAUUAAAGCGGGAAAAAGCCCUCCUUCGCUCUGACACCCUGUCGCGUGCCUACUCCCUCACCGUCUGCAGCAGACAGUUUCCCCUGGUGCUGCUCAGCUUGUGAGAAGUGAGUAUGUAGCAGAGCUGUAAAUGUAAAUCGUAAUUGUUCAACUAUAGCUGAUUACUGAAGACAACAAUCAGUGUCAAAGAUAGCUAGAGUAGCUUGGAAAAUAGCAUGUUCAAAAAGGCCUGUCCAGUAUGAACCUGUGAACCUAAGAGAUCAGAAUUUUUUUUUCCAGCAGCAGAUGUGCUAUCAAGUUGAUCAGCAUUUAUGCUGAAGACAAAAAUGUGAACUUCCCCCAUCCAUCUAGAGAAGCAACACUGAUGCUGGGUUCUGAGCUUAUUCUCGGCUGUAAGGAAUCUGUACUGUCUAAAAAAAAGCUCAUCGUCUAUAACUGAAAUGGGAAACGUCAGCUACAUUUGGCCAUCAGUUCUAUGCAGGGAAACAGUGAAGUGGCAACAUCUUAUGGUGGAAUAUGCACAACAGCAAUCUAUUCC